AUGUCCAUGCCCAAGGGGGACAUGGGCAUGGCGGCCGCGAGGCUCACGGACGACCUCCUCGUGGAGAUCCUCGCGCGCGUGCCCGCCAAAUCGCUCGCCCGCUUCAAGUGCGUCUCCAGGCACUGGCUGAGCCUCACCUUCCACCGCAGCCACCGCAGGAGGCUCCCCCAGACGCUGUCCGGCUUCUUCUACAGCAGCACCGGCGGGGAGUGCUUCCUGGAGUCACCUGUCCAGUUCACCAGCGUCGGGGGCAGCCGCCGCCCUCUGGUCCGCACCUCUUUGGCGUUCCUCCCCAGCCACCGGCGCGUCGACCUCCAGGACUGCUGCAACGGCCUCCUCCUCUGCCGCUGGUACCACGUCUCUGCCCGUGGCGACGAGUCCCGUUACGUCGUGUGCAACCCCGCCACGGAGAAGUGGGUCGUCUUGCCGGACUCCGGCCAGGCGGGCGAGGUGGGCGCCGCUCGUAUGGGCUUCGACCAGGCCGUAUUCUAGAUGGCGGUCAUAUUCAGCAGUCACAGGGUCGCCUGCAUUAUGCCAAUUUUCAUCAAGAUGAAGAUGGCCGUGUGGUUCGACUAGCAGUUCAUGUUCUCGAGGACUAUGACAGCAAAGAAUGGAUAUUGAAGCAUAGCGUUGAAACUUCAUAUUUAUCCGGAGGAACGCAUGUUCUUGGCCUUAAUGUGGACUUCCAUUUGAUUGCGGUUCAUCCGGAAUGUAACUUGAUAUUUUUCACUGUGGGGCGGGAUACCACCUUCAUGUGCUAUAAUAUGGGAGUAAAUUGCAGAAAA
Triticum aestivum (bread wheat) is the source of this 785-nucleotide messenger RNA. RefSeq names its product F-box protein At5g07610-like. The transcript has a single exon. NCBI's taxonomy places the organism in Eukaryota, Viridiplantae, Streptophyta, Magnoliopsida, Poales, Poaceae. The record is from RefSeq and is a predicted model, not a curated record. Bases 1 to 492 code for a protein of 163 amino acids. Gene Ontology annotation, molecular function: protein binding.